This is a messenger RNA of Sebastes umbrosus (honeycomb rockfish), 2624 nucleotides long. RefSeq names its product reticulon 2a (gene rtn2a). The transcript has 11 exons. The record is from RefSeq and is a predicted model, not a curated record. NCBI's taxonomy places the organism in Eukaryota, Metazoa, Chordata, Actinopteri, Perciformes, Sebastidae. The coding region runs from base 497 to 1966 and encodes 489 amino acids.
GGAGCCUGUGCUCAAGCUUCCUGCUCGACCCGGCAGCAGCCCGUCUCCUCCUGGUGCCCCUCCUCCGGCCCUGGGUUUUCCGCAGCAGGUCCAGCGCAGCAGUUAAGCUGUGACAACCCCAAGCAGCCUGCCCCUAUGAGAUCCUGAGAUGAAAAUCACAUGACGAGGGAGAGAGCCACAGAUAAGCUAUGAAUGGGAGACGACAGCAGGCUCAGACAGACACAGGGACACAUGCUUUGCCUAUCCUCCUUUUGCUGUAGCGUGCAUCACUACAGCUGCAGUCAUAACGAUGGAGAGAGGAGGGAGGAUGCUGGAGGCAGACAGGCAGGGCGGGGCUGCUGAGUGACAGGAGGCAGGAGAGAGAGGAAGCUGCUCAACAGACGACCAAGAAACAGAGAGAGAGAGAGAGUGUAUCCACAAGACGUGAGAGCCGGCAGCAGAGGAGGAGGCGGGGGGGCUUCCAGACUGGAUGGGCCCAGCGAUGCCUUGAUGGAGUAUGGGCCAGGUUUUAGGAUUCUCCCACUGCCAGGAAUAUGGCUCUGUGGCGUCCACUCCAGACUCAACACCUCCAUGCACCGAUGGCGGAAAUGAGGAGUCUGAGAUGUGCGAGCUGCAAACAGCCAGGGAGUGGUCUGACGAUGAGGAGGGGGAAGAUGGGGACCCAGAUGAUGACGACGGACUGGCUUCUUCCCCGUCCAUCUGGGGAACGCCACGUCAGAACUCCUUCGAGCUGACUUUCUCUUACAUCGCCAUCGCCGAGGCUGAAGCGGUGGGGGCCUCACGGCACCUCCGUGACCGACGCAGGUGCAACUCUCGGGGGAGUCGCACCCCUCUGAUCCGCACGGACACCCUGGAAACGCUGCUGGACUCCCCCGACGUAGACUGGGACCCUCAAGAUUUCCUCAGUUCAGAGGAAGAAGAGGAAGCGGCGGAAAGGAGAGAGCAGGAGAGGACGGCGAGUGCAGCCGUGAGGAGAGAGCAAGACAGACAAACUGAGACUAUUAUAAACCAGCCCUCUCCCCAAAAUCUGGAGCCAGAAACUCAGGAGAGAGAUGCAGGAAUCCAAAGACGGGACUCUCCGAGAAGCCUGACCCAGAUUACCCAGCAUCCCUCUGCAUCGCUGUCUUCCCAACAUCAGAGCCCGUCACAGAUACUUCAGGCAGCCUCACAGACCCCUGAGCCAGAGUCUCCCGUCACCAGGGAAACCAUUUCAGUCAAGCUGCUCACAUCUGUGCGACCCAGAGGCCCGGCGUCCUCGUCGCCGGCCGCCAUCGGUCGAAACUCUCAGGAACAGCUGGUCAGCGAUCACUGGUUUUCAGCACUUAACCUAUCAGAGGACCCGACAGUAUGCAGUAUGCACAUAGCAGUGAUGGACCUGAUCUACUGGAAGGACACGGAGCGAACGGGCAUGAUCCUAACAGGGUUAGUGGUCGGCCUGCUGUCCCUGUUCCAGCUCAGCAUCAUCACCGUGGUCUCCACAGUCUGCCUGGCCGUCAUGUGCUUCACCAUCUCCGUGCGCAUCUACUACCAAGUCCUCUACAUCCUCAGCUGGGGCGACGGAGAACAUCCCUUCAAAUCCUACUUGGACCUGGACAUCAGUUUCAGUGGAGAGGAGGCUGACACCUAUAUGCAGAAAGUCAUCGUCAUAGCUCUGUCUGCUGUUGACUCUCUGAAGGGACUCUUUUUUGUUGGAAACCUGUUCGAGUCCGCCAAGUUACUGGUUCUGAUGUACCUCGUGACGUACCUGGGAGACCUGUGCAAUGGCCUUACUCUGCUCAUCAUCAGUGUGAUCGCUCUCUUUUCUCUGCCACUUUUCUACAGACAACGCCAGGAUCAGGUGGAAGUCUUCAUUGCAAAAAUCCAGGCCAACAUUGACAACGUCAAGGACACCUUUCAAAGACUUGUCCAUGGUGGCAGCCCUCCUCAUGACCCAACUCCCGGUGGCGCCAAACCCCAAAACCAGUAAACACUGAUGGACAAGAACUUAAUGAAAAGCUCCCAGAGUUGCAGGCUGUCACUCAGAUGUCUUACCCAGCAGCAGUCUGUUCUCGGAGCUCCAGAGAACGGAGCGGAGGUUACUUAAACGGACAAUGACGAGGAUCACACAUUUAUACUCUAACUGUAUUGUAAGUUAUGGGGGUUGGAGGUUGGGGUUUGGGUUCAAACUUUAUCAAGGUGUCUGAAUCCCGGAUGAGACUCUUUGCUGCUGACUUCAGAGAUGGAAAAAUUCUACGACACAACUGGUCGUAUGUGACCAUCCUUGGAAAUAUUCACUGUUUUUAAUGUGUACAAAAUGACUCAAGAAGUGUCUUAGAUGGUUGAGAGCUGUAGUCCAAAUGAGGCACUGAGACCAGGAAUGGGAAGUUCCCACGGCGACGGCUGCUCACCUGAGAAAAAGGGAGGUCAGUUGUUAAGGUGAAAAACAGGGGUCAUCAUUAUUCAUGGCAAUUAAAGAUGCAUGUGUCAGCACAUGUACUUUUUUUUCUGAAUGCAUAUUCAUUCUCAUGACUGUUUCUCCGUGUGUAUGCAAGUAUGAGUGUGUGCGUGCGUUUUAUUCCCGGCAUAUAGAGCUUGCUGAAAUGAAAAUGUUACCUACAAGCAAUUAAAGUCACAUUUCUUCUUUA